GCCUGUACAUGCCAUGGAGUUGAUGCAGAUGAAACCUGUCUAGAUUGUUUAAGGUCAAAAGCCAACAUCGGAAGGUGAGAUACCUGAUAAAAUUUAUUGGUAUCAUACAGACAAGUUUCAUGUGUGGCAAAUCUAAUCCAACCAACUCUCUUUACUUUCUCUCUAUACAGGUGUUCAGGCCUUCAAGAUGACCUUAAUUUCCUAUUAGAGGAAGAAUUAAGCAGCAUUAACCUUUGUUCUCUGCAUUGUGAGAUGAGAAAUUGUGAACAGCUUUUGGGUUCAUCGGGGUUGUUUGCCUAUCGCAUUGGAAGCCUUGAUAAAUUAAAUGAGGUUUUGAACAAUUAUGGUCCUGAAAAUUGCCGUGGGUUUCCACGAGUAACUAUCCAGGAACAAAAAGGCCAGCAAACAGAAAUAAUGAGACAAAACAUUCAAGUAGCAUCUUUUUCAGGUAUGCCAUUUGUUUGUUUUCGAUAUAAUUUAUUGUGCCAUAUUUGUUUAUCAUUCACCUUAGGCCAGUUAUUAUUUUUUUAUUAGCAUCCCCAAUGCUAUUUAUUAGGAAUUAGCUAAUUCAGUACAUAUGAAACAUACGGAAGAGCUGUAUUAAUUCUCAGUAACAGCAUGAAACUCAUUUGAACAACCAGUUUGUUUUAGAGACAAGGUAUAUUCUUUUCUGGUAAUUUCCAUUUACCUGACAUGUAGUUACCUGAUGUAGUUUUGCGACUGUUUAUGCUAACCACACUGCUAGUGUGUGUCAUAACAUUUACAUUCCUCCAAACUCACAGAUGAAUAUUCUACAAAUUAUUAUUCUUCAGGGUCUACUGAAAGAACAGUUCUACAGAAUUUUGAAGACAUAGUAGAAAGAUCACUGCCCCUGGAGAAAGUGACCCAGUAUUAUAUGGAAAAUCCUGGAGCUGCAAGAAAUGUUAUUCUUAGCUAUGUUGCUUUCUUUGAAGAGCACAUAAUGGUAUGCAUUUCACCUUUUGAACCCCAGCCUCAGCAUUUAUCGUAUAUUGGAAUAUGAUUGUUUGAUUGAAUCCAGGGAGAAUCUGUCAAAAUUAAAUAUGCCUUGAAAAUAAGAUAAAGCUUAGUUUCAAAAACCUUGUCAUAAAGAAUUCCUAGCUAUGAUAAUUGUUAAAUUUUUGCUAAUUGAGAAAUGCAACACUUUGAUUUACAGUUUGUGAGUGACCUGUUUGACAGGGGAACUUACAUACGUGAUUAUGGCUCUAAAAAGGAAACAGUUUACCUUGAUGAGACAAAAGGUAAAGGCUGCUGAGGUCAAUAUGCCUAAUAACUUAAUUUUGGUACAUCACAUUUACUGCAGAUAGCUAUUAAUGAUUACACUGUCAUACAGUGAACUACAAUUUUUAUCCAAUUUUUUCUCUAAAAUUGGGCUGUGACACAUGGAGGUCCUGUGAAUCUAAGUAUACAAUUUCCAUCCACUUAAGUGAACUGUUUUGUUUUUAUUGUUUCUUCUUUGUUGUUUGUCCUGCAUUGGUGUUCGUAGUGGUGUUCACAUGAAAUAAUUUUUCAAAUUAAGUAAAUCUUGUGUCCAUUCUCCAACAGAGCUUAAAGACUUUUUGCCUAAACUUGAAGAGUGGUGGAAAAAAAAACAAAAUGAGGUGGAAACAGCAUUCCUUAAGCUAGAGGAAAUGUCAAAUGCUGAAGAGCCAGGCAAGAAAAAACAAAAAAGAGGGAGAAAAUUCAGCCAGGGUUUCAACUGUCCUCUUAAGUUCUUUUGCCAAAUAUGCAGCUGAACUUCAAAUUGAGAUGUUUUCAAGGGUAAGUUGAGAAAAUUGUCUAUGUUUAAAAUACCACAUCAGUAAAUGUUAUUUAAAGGUUUGCCUGAUGCAGUAAGUCACUUUGCAGGUAAUUUAUAUCAAUUAAUCAGGGCUGAAUUGAAGACUGAUGAUUGCCUUAAACCAUUUAUACUAGGUUUGCUGUGAUUGGAGAGAAAUUGCUCUCACAAUGCAUGAGAGAGUCUUUGAAGACCAUGAAGAACAACAGAUUGACAUUUAUGAUGUGAACGUGAUUUUUUUUUCUCGCAUUAAGACUCACUGCCUUUUCAAUGUUUCAAAUAUGGAUUUAAGAACUUAAAUUGUCUGAAAUGAGGAUACCCAGAAAUAAUUUAAAUUUACUUUUAUACAUUAGCUUUACUAUUAUAUGCCCUAGGUUUUGGAUUAAAACUGCCAUCACCAGCAAGUUAAUAAUUAUUAAUUACACACUCAGGAAAACUGCUAGCCCCCAAUUAAUAUACUUAAUCUCUCUUUGGUUAGACUUACUUAUGCCACUCUUAUCUUCUUGGCCUUUUCAUUUAAGUGCAAGGAGUGGGGAUUUUUGCUGAAGAAGCUGUUUAGUUCCCAUCUCGGCACUGGUGAUUAUGGACACCUAGUUGUCGAUCACAGUGCUAUGCUUCUUCGGCACUUCUGCUCUUUCUAUAAGUACUCAGGGCAAGGAUUUGAGUCCUCCCACAAGCUACACCUUUGACCAUACGAACUAAAAUGAGCUGGUUUCUGAGCUUCAUCCUGCACCAUAUUUCCUUAGGAUUAAAAGAUACCGAAAACAUCAGAAUAAUAAAAAUGAAUUUUAAAAUAUUAACGGUUAACGGGACUUUAGAGAAACGCCCCCCCUGGCGUGACUUACUGGCGUAAAUAGGCCAGAAUUUAGUCAUGAUAUCUCAAAAUACACCUGUCAGCGUUCAAGUCAGAUUUCUUGGCCCACAUAGUGCUUCAGCUUCCUACCUUGAUGAUCAUGAUGUUCGACCUCUUCGUUUCCUUUCUUAUCCUAAAGAUCUCGCUCACAUUAUAUCUUCACACAGUUCAAGGAAACGGUAAGUUAAGGAAUUCCAUUGUUGAUACCUAAAAAGCUUUAAGGUUUUCCUAACUACACGAAGUAAGGUCUUUUUUAUUUAUCCAUAAGCAUCAUUCUUCAUGCAAAGGGAGAAUUUGACUUAGUAAAAGCAAACUGUGCUCUGUCUUCUGGUCGAAUUAAAAAUUAGAGUGUGCUAGUUUCUGCGCUUUACCCUCGAGGAUUUCGUCUUGUACAGAUGUUUUCUUCUUUAGCAGUUUUUUUUCUUCGUUGGAAAAUAAAUUUACUUAAAAAUCAUUGCGAUAAUUUGUUUCGUUCAGUUUUGAUUAACUUUCAUUUUUACUUUUGC
This is a messenger RNA of Pocillopora meandrina, 3154 nucleotides long. The record is from the annotation of a GenBank genome assembly. Lineage: Eukaryota; Metazoa; Cnidaria; Anthozoa; Scleractinia; Pocilloporidae.